UAUUAUACAAGAACAAUCAGCGGCCGGCGGAAGAUAGAGUUAGAGAGAGAAAGAAGAAGCAAAUCAAGCUCCGAAAAUGGCGGCAGCUAAAGCUGCGUGCUUGAACCACGUCUCAAGAGAGUCGUCAGACAUUAACCGCCUCUCCAAAUUCUACCAGGAGAUUUUUGGUUUUGAGCAGAUAGAGAGUCCUAAGCUUGAAUUCAAUGUGAUAUGGCUGAAACUGGGCCCAUCUUUCUUUCUGCACAUCAUCGAGAGGAACCCAGAGACAAAGCUUCCGGAAGGACCGUGGAGUGCCGUCUCGGCCGUCGCUGACACUAAGAAUCUCCCCAGAGGUCAUCACAUCUGCUUCUCCGUCUCCAAUUUUGAUUCAUUUGUUCAAACCCUCAAGGAGAAGGGAAUCGAAACACACCAGAGGGCCCUGCCAAAUGGAAAGAUCAAGCAAGUAUUCUUCUUUGAUCCAGAUGGGAAUGGCUUGGAGGUUGCAAGCCGUGAAGAUCCAGAACAGUAAGCUGGGGUGUUCCAUAUGCAAGUGGACCUGAUAGAAUGAAUCGAUUGCGAACAACAGAUGAAUUUAUGUUGACAUGUAAUUACAUAAGAGGUCAAAAAAAUCCAAAGACCCUAAAUUUGGAUGAUUUGUGCUGUAAAUGAAUGAACUUGUAAUGGGUAUUGUAUAUGACUUGCACUCCAAUUGGUACUUUUACCUCCUCUUCUUGUUUGGGAUAAUUUUAUCUGCAUUAUAUUCUAUGUUCUAGUACUACUUAUAUU
This is a messenger RNA of Camellia sinensis, 765 nucleotides long. RefSeq names its product Lactoylglutathione lyase / glyoxalase I family protein. Lineage: Eukaryota; Viridiplantae; Streptophyta; Magnoliopsida; Ericales; Theaceae. The record is from RefSeq and is a predicted model, not a curated record.